This is a messenger RNA of Megalops cyprinoides (Indo-Pacific tarpon), 1848 nucleotides long. RefSeq names its product ornithine decarboxylase antizyme 1b (gene oaz1b). Gene Ontology annotation, cellular component: nucleus; cytoplasm. The record is from RefSeq and is a predicted model, not a curated record. NCBI's taxonomy places the organism in Eukaryota, Metazoa, Chordata, Actinopteri, Elopiformes, Megalopidae. Gene Ontology annotation, molecular function: ornithine decarboxylase inhibitor activity. Gene Ontology annotation, biological process: positive regulation of protein catabolic process.
ACAAAAACCUCGACCUCUUUCGCUAGCGAGCGUUGGUUUCUUGCGGUCCACCGUACGUAGCGGCUUCUCAGUCUCAGUACUUUUCCACUCUCUGAGAAGACGCCCCCACGCAGUCGACUUUCCGCACCUCUCACUGGCUUGUUUUUCUCGCUCUGCCGAUCCGCCGCUCGGAGCUCAGAGCCCCCUAUCUCCUUCAAGCUCAUUAGCCUGCUUCAUUCUUCAGCCGACCAUUGCCGUGAGAAGUCAGUCCGUCGUUUCCCUCUCCGAGGCCGGAUGGUAAAAUCCAACCUCCAGCGGAUCCUGAAUAGUCAUUGCUUUGCUCGCGAAAAAGAAGGAAAACCACAGCAUCUUACUACCAUGGCUGCUUUAAGUAGUAGUAGUAUUUGUGACAUGAUUGGCAACCUGUCCCUGCACUGUAGCAGUACCCGCGGUCCAGGGCCUCUGUGGUGCUCCGAUGCCCCUCUCCCACCCCUGAAGAUCCCAGGUGGGCGAGGGAAUGGUCAACGGGAUCACACUCCUUCAGCUCGGCCGCUGUAUUCGGACAGGAAGCUCACCGUGACGGAGGAGCCCCCGGGGAGCGGGCGCCCCAGGAUCCUUCACUUUCAGAGCCUGCCCACCGUGUCCCGGGUGAUCCACUGGGACGCGGUGCUGAGUGACAACAACCUGUAUGUGGAGAUCCCCAAGGAUACCCUCCCUGAGGGCAGCAAGGAGAGCUUUGCAGCCCUCCUGGAGUAUGCUGAGGAACAUCUGAAAGUUGUCAGUGUGUUUGUCUGCUUUUACAAGAACAGAGAAGACAGAGCAAAAUUACUGCGUACAUUCAGCUUUCUGGGCUUUGAGAUUGUGAAACCAGGCCACGCCCUUGUCCCGCCUCGACCUGAUGUUUUCUUCAUGGCCUACAACUUCGACAGGGAUUCCUCUGAUGAAGACUAGUUCCAACCCCCAUCCCCUUAAAACCACAGACCCCCAAACCUCCACACCCACCCCCACCCCCACCCCCCUGACCCAAGUGCUUACGGCCUCCCAUGCUUUUGUGUUUCAAGGAAGCAUAUAGGUUUAGAUGUCACCGUUACUUGCUUUGUGUGGCUUUUCCCUGUUUUUUGCUGUUGUGUCUUUCUUUUAUUACUCAUUGGUAUUUUCAGUACUUCAGAGGGACUCCUACCAGGGACCCUCUUAGAUGGGUUUUCACAAACACAACUGUGAGCAUAUUGCAAUUCUUAUAUCAGUCACAAUUGUCAUUUUACGCUGAAGGAAGAUGCUUCGUUUUCUGAAUGUAUUAAAAAAUAGGUCAGUUGUUUUAAACUUGAUAUUCUGGCUCUUACCUCAUUGGCUAUUGUUUAAAAACAAAAAUGCACCCAUUCCCUCCCUUCAACCUAAAAAAUGCCCUUUAUUGCAGUGUAAGCAUUCAGUCUCUUUAAAGCCUUAUAGAAAUGUUUUGUGUGGUAGCUUCUGUGCUAAAGAUCUUUCUGCCGACCUAAUACAUGGUACGUAAUUGCUGGAUUAUUCCUAAGAGACCAGAAACAUGGACUGAAAUUAAGUGAGGAAUGAGUGCAGCAUUGUUUGAGACAAGUUAGACUGGUCAAGUAUGGAAAAAAAAUACAAGUGGUGUAUGUUGUGGGAAUUUGUACAAGGCUAAACAAACCCAAAGUUCUUUUUUUCUGUCGUGCACAAUGUUACAAAGUCUCAGCAUUCUUUGGAAUGGAAUGUGCAGUGUGCUGUCUUGACUGGGAUUUGGUCUAGCAUUCCUUCACAACAUUUUGGUAUUUUCCUAUAGUUUCAGUUUAUUGAUGUACAUCUGCAUAGUGGUACCUUUAUUAUUGUGCAUCUGUGAUAAUAAAAGGUUAAAGUACA